GGAGGUUUCAGUCAGCAGCAGUGAGAAGCGCGAACCAAGCUGCGCUCCUCCGGGAUCGAGGUUCGAUUGUGGGUCUUCUGUCAGCAGCACCGGAACCUAAAGCUCCUGUCGAUGCGGCGCUCGGGUUUCUGUAAACCCUGAAUCCUGGGUGGGAGGAGGUGGCGUGCGGCCGCUCCUCUUUGGCGCAGUGCGCGCGCGGUACAGACUGCAAUGGUGCCUUUCGGUUUGUGGCUGUGAGGAAGCCGGACUCGCUGUGUGCCUUUGCAUUUUUUUAUUAAAUUUAUUUUGGACCGUUCCGCCGCAGGACGCGGGACAAUGCAGCGGAGCGGGGCUGCAGGUGGAUGGCCGACCUGACGGCCGAAGCUGCCGCUUCCCCUGCCGCUGCUGCAGCAGCAGCCGCACACGCGCGCGCACACGCUGAGAAACGACGGAAGCCAGCGAAUAAGAGUGAGCCAUGCUGCCCGGGGUCGGUGUGUUCGGCACCAGCCUGACGGCCAGAGUCAUCAUCCCGCUGCUGAAGAAGGAGGGCUUCGCCGUCAAAGCGCUGUGGGGCCGCACUCAGGAGGAGGCGGAGGAGCUGGCCGCCGAGAUGAACGUCCCCUUUUACACCAACCGGAUCGACGACGUGCUGCUUCAUCAGGAUGUGGAUUUGGUCUGCAUCAACCUGCCUCCGCCUCUGACGAGGCAGAUCGCGGUCAAAACCCUGGGUAUUGGCAAGAAUGUCAUCUGUGACCGAACCGCCACACCUCUGGAUGCCUUCCGAAUGAUGUCAGCAGCCCAGUACUACCCCAAAUUACUGAGCAUCAUGGGAAAUGUGCUACGCUUCUUACCAGCCUUUGUUCGAAUGAAAGAGCUUUUGGAGGAGGGAUACAUUGGGGACCUUCUGGUCUGUGAAGCCCAGGUCCACAGUGGCAGUCUCCUGGGGAAAAAAUAUAACUGGAGCUGCGAUGACUUGAUGGGAGGUGGUGGACUGCAUUCAGUGGGAAGCUACAUCAUUGACCUGCUUACAUUUUUGACAGGCCAACGUGCAACAAAAGUCCAUGGAUUUCUCAAGACCUUUGUCAAACAGACAGAUCAUAUCCGGGGCAUCCGGCAGAUCACCAGCGAUGACUUCUGCACAUUUCAGAUGGUACUGGAGGGAGGUGCUUGCUGCACCGUCACACUCAACUUUAAUGUUCCUGGAGAGUUCAGACAGGAGGUGAUUCUUGUUGGCACGGUUGGGAGGUUAACAGUCACAGGGACAGACCUUUAUGGACAGAAGAACAGUGGAGGUGGAGGAAGGGGUGGUGGGCCAGAACUUAUCCUCAAAGACACCACGCCCCUUGAGAAGGCUUCCUUACCAGAAAAGGCCUUCAGUGACAUUCCAUCCCCAUAUCUCACUGGAACAAUCCGCAUGAUUCAGGCAGUGCGGCAGGCUUUUCAGGACCAGGAUGAUCGUCGCACAUGGGACGGAAGGCCUCUUACAAUGGCUGCCACUUUUGAGGACUGUCUUUAUGCACUUUGUGUUGUGGAUACCAUAAAGAAAUCCAACCAGUGUGGAGAGUGGCAGAACAUUGUGGUGAUGACUGAAGAACCGGAGGUCAGCCCAGCAUAUUUGAUCAGCGAGGCCAUGCGACGGAGUAGGAUGUCCCUCUACUGUUAGCUUCUGCCUCAGUGUUGCUGUCCAAGAUGACUAAAUGCAAAUUACCUGAGAAACUGAGCAGGUUGUGGAAAGACUUGGGUAUUGUUGGAACUUUUUUCAUACAGUUGUAGUUCCCAGUACUUCAUGUUAUUGCUUUUAGAUUUUUAAAUUCUGUCAAAUUUGUGUUGCUGUUACAGAGGUUUUGCCACUAUGAUCCAGAUGGUUCUGGUUUGCCUACUACCCUGCCUCAAUGAGGGAAAGCAAUGUGAUUUAUUAUCAAACUUUUAUUUAUGAAGAAGUCUUCUAUUUCUCUUUGAGACUUGUGCACUCAGCUGAUCAAGGCAACAAAGGUAAGAGCCAUCAAGUCAGCCUGACUGAUAGAUCAGCAUGGAUUUGCCUAUAAUUUACUAGUUUUUAAAUCAAGUAUUUGCCCAACUCACUGUUUUCAUGAUUCUUGCUUAACCAUGAGGAUAUUGCAUCUCUGCUCUUAGCUUUUUUCUUCUGAAAGACACAAUUUACACUGUGCGUCUGACUGAGGACAGCCAAUGAAGAAUGACAGUCCUCUUUG
Messenger RNA from Thalassophryne amazonica, 2189 nucleotides. RefSeq names its product glucose-fructose oxidoreductase domain-containing protein 1 (gene gfod1). Bases 455 to 1642 code for a protein of 395 amino acids. The transcript is spliced from 3 exons. Lineage: Eukaryota; Metazoa; Chordata; Actinopteri; Batrachoidiformes; Batrachoididae. Gene Ontology annotation, molecular function: nucleotide binding. The record is from RefSeq and is a predicted model, not a curated record.